AUGACUGUUCAGAGUCCUGGUUCAGGAAAACGCAGGGCCUCCUCCGAACAUCCCCAGAUCAGAGUGCCAAAGUGCACGAUGAAACAAGUUCUUUUGGGACCCAGAAACACAGGCCGGGCAGGGGAACAAGCACACCUGCUCGUCCAGGCAGAGCCCUUGACGGUUUACAAAGCCGUUCCCGGGCACGAUGCCACUGGGUCCUCCCCGCCCGGUUUGAGCCGCCGUCUGUACGGGCAGCACCUGUUUCUAGCCUCCUGUGCAGGACUCCAGGGCCAGCCGGGGCAGGCCCACCGCCCCGAGGCUGGGACCACCCAGGGCCACACCAAAAAGCCGGUGAUGCUGCCUGCGUCCGCUCGGCCUUCCCCCUUGCGCUCAGUCCUGGCCCAGGUUCCCACAGCCUCCCCGAGCCCUCCCCCGGCCAGGGGGCCAGGCUUCCGCAGAGAAGGGAGGCCUGAGAAAGGAGGGCAGGCUAGAAGCAGCUUCAGCUGGGACAGCCCUGCUUGGAACGGGGAGCAAGGAGGGGGGCUGGGAACCAGAGCAGAGUGGGUACAAGAAAAGAGCCGGCAGUGCCAGGUCCAGAUGGUGGGCAGCAGCAGAGAUGUCACCAGGAGCCGAGAGGAGAGAAGGAAGCAAGAAGCAGGGAAGGUCCUGAGAGGCCCUGCCAACUGCCAUAAAGACUGUGCUGGCGUGGAGGAGGAAGAGAACAGAAAAGGAGGAAGAGCGAGCCCCGAGCUGGAGCAGGAAGGCCCAAUUUAG
Molecule: messenger RNA, 756 nt
Organism: Rangifer tarandus platyrhynchus (Svalbard reindeer)
Lineage: Eukaryota; Metazoa; Chordata; Mammalia; Artiodactyla; Cervidae
Source: the annotation of a GenBank genome assembly